GGCAGCUGGCAACUAGCUGCCGCUGUCCACUGUUGUGAACAGCACACACUCUGCUCAGUGCCGACAUAGAUGACCAUGGAACUUUCUUUUUCAGAAACGAGUUCGUCUGUCCUUGCCGCUAUCGCAUGCGGUGGGGUUGCUUUGAUAAUCUUAGUGAAAUACUGUAACCGACAGCAAGGGGAAGUUGCAAUUAGCAAAGCCAGAUCGAGAAGAGAUGCAUCUUUUCAGCAAGCAGAGGAGGCGAUUCAUCAGUUCAGCACCACUAAACCUGAUGCAGACCUCUCUGGCAUCCUCUCCCUAUCUCUGGCGAAAUUGACAGAAAGACUGCAUAAGGGGUCCUUGAACCCUGAAGAAGUUCUUCAUGCUUACAUGAAAAAGGCAUUGGAGGUAAACAAGAAGCUUAAUUGUGCCACAGAGAUUCUGCUGGAGAGUUGCCAACAGGUGUCGAACCUAGAGAGUUGCAGAGAUGGCCUUCUUUAUGGUGUCCCUAUCAGCAUUAAAGAUAAUGUGGGAUACAAGGGGCAUGACUCCACGUGUGGCUUGGUGUGUAAAGUGGACCAGCCUGAUGAAGAUGACUGUGUGUUGGUAAAAGUGCUGAAAAGCCAAGGAGCAGUUCCAUUCAUCAAGACCAACAUUCCUCAAGGACUUCUUAACUACGACUGCAGUAACCCGUUGUUUGGCCAAUGCCGCAACCCCCACAACCUCCAGAAGACGCCGGGGGGCUCUUCAGGUGGGGAGGGCUCCCUCAUCGGAGGGGGAGGCUCCAUCCUGGGCAUCGGGACGGACAUCGGAGGCAGCAUCCGCAUCCCGUCUGCCUUCUGUGGGAUAUGCGGCCUCAAGCCAACAGCCAACAGACUCAGUUUACGGGGCCUUUCAGCUGCUGUUAGGGGACAAAAAUCAGUGUCCUCUGCUAUUGGGCCCAUGGCUAGGGAUGUGGACAGCCUGGCCUUGUGCAUGAGGGCUUUGCUGUGUGAGGAGAUGUUCACCCUGGACCCCACAGUGCCACCCAUCCCCUUCAAUGAUCAGGUCUACCUGAGCACCGAACCUCUUCGGAUAGGCUACUGUGAGGAUGACGGCUACCUCAAGCCCUCCCCCAGUAUGGCACGCACCCUGAGGGAAACUAAAGAGAUGCUGGAGAGAGCAGGACACACGUUGGUGCCAUUCACUCCUCCACGGAUUUUCUACACUAUGCACGAGCUGAUAGUGAGAGGCAUUCUGGCUGAUGGAACUGAGACGUUGCUGAGUAAACUGGAAGGCGGGCCUGUUGACAAAUGCUUAACGGCCCAGAUCAUUCCAUACCGUUUGCCCAUCUGGGUGAAGACAAUGCUGUCAGUUGUCCUCAAGCCCAUCUUCCCUCGUAUUGCUGCCAGCUUGAGUGCCAUUUGUGGAGUCAGAUCUGUUGCAGACCUGUGGAGACAGCAUGUCAGAGUUGAGGACUACACUCACGAGUUCAUCGCUGAAUGGCGUAAAAUGAAGAUGGACGUCUUGCUUUGUCCGAUGCUUGGACCUGCUUACAACUUCCAAUACUGUGGAAAGCUCACUUCUGCCCUGUCCUACACAAUACUGUACAACCUGCUGAAUUUCCCCGUGGGAGUGGUGCCAGUGUCUACCGUAACCCCCGACGACGAGGCCCAGCUGGACAACUACAAGGGCAACUUUGGGGACCCGUGGGACAAGCUGUUUGUUAAGGCUGUAAGAGGUGGUGUUGGACUUCCCAUGGCAGUGGAGUGUGUGGCUCUCCCCUAUCAAGAGGAACUCUGCCUUCGCUUCAUGAGAGAGGUGGAACAGCUAGUGAAAGACAACAGGAAGUGAAGUCAUACCAUUGCACCUGCAGUUCAUUCUAGAACGGGCCGCCACAAACUCCAUCGUUGCAGUGGGCACAGCUAAUCAUAACUCGUCUGAGCAGGUAGAUUGUGAUGUAAGGAGUAUGAUAGAAGGAAAUAUAAAUUAUACAUUUUACUCAUACUAGCGCACUAGCCUAUCAAUACUCACUUGAAAACAUGUCUGCAGUAACUAUAAUCUAUAAUCUGUAACUACAAAUAUAAUCUAUUUUCCUCUUUAUUUUCUACAAACGAAGAUGGGUAUUUUCCCAAUUAGCACUAGUGAUUUUCUUUACUGAAGUCCUGUUUAAAUUUGUACAUAUAUUUACAAUAUAACUAUUUUUUUUAUAGUGUGACGUUAUUUUGAAUCAACUGAAAAGAUAUUUCUAACUACAUAAGGAAAGUGUAAAUAGCACUCAAACAUUUCAAUGAUGAGGCAUUUGAUGUGAAACUAAUGAGCUAGCACAUUUACACUGUUUAGUACAGUUAACACUUUUAAAUCUAGUGAUUUUAGAUGCAUAUAGAUGCAUAUUAAGAGCUAUGUUAUGACUACCUCUGUAAUAGUUGAGCUCACUGAAAUUUCCCAACUAAUAAAAAACAACCAUCUAAUAAAUACAGCAAAAU
Engraulis encrasicolus (European anchovy) is the source of this 2444-nucleotide messenger RNA. It is a transcript of the gene faah, whose product is annotated as fatty acid amide hydrolase. The transcript is spliced from 15 exons. Bases 70 to 1812 code for a protein of 580 amino acids. Gene Ontology annotation, molecular function: fatty acid amide hydrolase activity; amidase activity. Gene Ontology annotation, biological process: fatty acid catabolic process. Lineage: Eukaryota; Metazoa; Chordata; Actinopteri; Clupeiformes; Engraulidae. The record is from RefSeq and is a predicted model, not a curated record.